AUGAGUCGGCCAAUGUGUCAUAUAUGCCAUGAAAGCAACUAUAGGCUUUUAUACAAUGAAGAAGUAUACAAAGCCAAAGCUCCUAAAUCGAAGAAGUCUAUUCUGGAUGUAAUAAAACACAUUUCAAGGGUUAUAAAAGUAACUUUCAACGUCCCCGCCAGGGCACGGGUCUGCAUUUCCUGUUAUAAAGAGCUUGUUCGCUACGAUUGCUAUGUUGUGGAAUUGCUACAAGUGCAGAAGGUUAUAACGGCCAAAAUUUAUAACAGAGCCAAAAAUUCUAAAACAUCUCUCACUUCAUCAUCCAGAGCUGAAUAUUAUGAGAAUCAGCAAUCAAAUGAGUUUUUGGAAAACGAACACACUGUGAAAGAAGACGAGUGCAGUGAUUUCGAAACAGAAGAACCCAAGGAGGACAAUGCUUUUGAUAGCGACAAUAUAAUUGAGGAAUCUGAAUUUGUUGAGGAUGAGUUUGAAGAUCCAGAAGAAGGUGAUUUAGUUUCAAGUGGGACUUUUGCAUGUCCUGUAUGCAAUAUGAAAUUUAUGACUCAGAAAGAUGUCGACUCACAUUUAGACAGCGAACAUAAAACCAGAGUCACCUGUAGCGAAUGCGGAGUGCAGGUGCGUAACGAGGAAUAUUUGGUGUUACAUAUGAAUAUACACAAUGGAAAGACAGAAACCGAGUGUAGUUUCUGCGACAAGAAAUAUGCCCGCCGUGCGAAUGUAAUUCGUCAUAUGGAAAUACAUUUCGACAAGAAGAAACAUCAAUGCGAACGCUGUGGAAUGUUCUUUUCGCAAUCCACAGUAUUCUUUAAUCAUCGCCUGCAACACGAAGCCGAAGACAAUCCUCUCAUUUGUCCCAUAUGUAGUCAGAGCUUUAAAACGAAACGUACCUAUAAACGACAUAUGAUUACCCAUCAGGAUGAUAGACCGCGAUAUGGCUGUGAAAUCUGCGGCAAAGUAUUUGUUGACAAAUACACUCUAAAGAUGCACAUGCAGACUCAUCACCAAGGCGAUGAGAACGAAACCCCAAAGAAAAAACAAAAGCCAAACGAAGAACAAGAGCAGGUUUUGUUCACUUGUGUUAUAUGUCAGGAUAUAUUUUUGAUGCGAGAUUUAUUUAACGAACACAUGCAAACUAUGCACGACGUAGUAAUGGACACAUAGAUACUAUU
Musca vetustissima is the source of this 1169-nucleotide messenger RNA. RefSeq names its product serendipity locus protein beta. The transcript has a single exon. NCBI's taxonomy places the organism in Eukaryota, Metazoa, Arthropoda, Insecta, Diptera, Muscidae. Gene Ontology annotation, cellular component: chromosome. The coding region runs from base 1 to 1161 and encodes 386 amino acids. The record is from RefSeq and is a predicted model, not a curated record. Gene Ontology annotation, molecular function: chromatin insulator sequence binding. Gene Ontology annotation, biological process: regulation of transcription by RNA polymerase II.